AUGUCAAACGAAGUCAACAGUUCUCUCCUCGAUAUUUCGUUAUUACCAUACGAAAUCGGUAUUCCACGUGUUGUUCGAUUUUGGAUUAUUCUUAUAUUCUAUAUUCCAUCUCUCAUCUGCUCUCUAUUUGUUUUGUAUUAUUUUAUUGCUAGUCGAACACUACGUCAAGCUCUACACAAUCACGUUAUCACUUUACUUCUUAUUGUUAAUUUCAUUGUGCAGUUAACAAGUAUUCCAUGGAUUAUGAAUUAUUAUCGCCUAGGACAGGUUUCACCACAAUCACCAUCUUUCUGUAUAGUUUGGAUAUUAAUUGAUGAAGGCUUAACUAUCACAAUAACUACUCUUUUUGCAUGGGCAACUGUCGAAAGACAUAUUCUUAUUUUUCAUGAUCAACUUGUAGCAACACGAAGAAAAAUUCUAAUUUUUCAUUAUCUUCCUAUAGUUGUAGUUCUUCUCUAUUGUUUUUGUUAUAGUUUAAUUGUAAUUAUUUUUCCACCAUGUCAAAAUGUGUUUGAUUAUACACAACUUGUUUGUGGCUAUCCACUUUGUUAUUAUGAUCAACAAGCAUUAGCAAUAUGGGAUAUUAUAUUUGAUCAUCUCAUUCCUAUAAUCAUUAUUAUUUCUUGCAGUCUUGGACUUCUAUUACGUAUUCUUUAUCAGAAAAGUCAAAUGCGUCAACCAACUCGUUGGCGAAACUAUCGAAAAAUGACAAUACAAUUAUUAUCAAUUUCAUUUUUAUAUCUUAUUAUAUACAUUCCACAUAUGUUUAUGGAAUUUCUUCAUCUUUGUUGCAUUCCUGAAGAAGUUGGUGCAGAUUUUAAGGCAUACUCACAGUUUUUUUUAUAUUAUGGUAAUCUUCUAUUACCUGUUGUAUGUGCUGGAUCAAUGCCUGAACUUCAAUCAAAAUUGAAAAAAUUGUUUAUAUGUUGCAAACGACAGGCAAGAACCGUUCAACCUGAAACAAUAGCAUUAUCCCGACGUGCAGGUGAUCGACAUUUGAAAAAUAUAGUUACUGCUCAAUGA
This is a messenger RNA of Adineta steineri, 1023 nucleotides long. The record is from the annotation of a GenBank genome assembly. NCBI's taxonomy places the organism in Eukaryota, Metazoa, Rotifera, Eurotatoria, Adinetida, Adinetidae.